GUUCAUUAAUUUUAACGCUAUUGAACACACCCUGGCCAGAUUUGUCAGCCAGUUGAACUCAGACCAAAACAAACUCAGAGGGAAAAAUAUUUGGCCCAGACGUCUGACUCUCAAACAGCUAUUUUCCAAAUGCCGAUGCGAUUAAACAAGAGGUGUGAGGAGAAACAGUUUAUUAGGCGGCUUGCAGUAGAAGCUGUGCUUGUGGUUUAGCGGUUACUAGCUGUUAGCUAGGAUGCUAACGUUACCGUAGCCAAGAGAGGCUACCGUUAGCUAACGGUAACGUAAUGCUAGACGACCCAACAAUAGCCAUAGGGAGUAGAAGCCGCUGCUUCUGUUGCCUUAACUAUCAGCCCAGCAGUUUUAAACGGGCUUACCACCUAGUCAGGUAGCUGUCUAGGCUAAAACAAGACACUUAUAACUCUUUCAAACGUUGCCUUUUUUGCUGCCUGGGAUAACAACUGAAGUAUGGGGAUGUGCUUACCGUGCCUUGGCGGAGCGGCGGACGACGUUGUUGUCACUCCAGAUCCUGAGACGAGGAGGCAACAAUUAGCUGAGGCCGCUGAGAAGAGACAAAAAGAGACAGCAUACAGGGGUGUUAAAAAUCCAGAAGCUGUCGAAAGGAAAAGGAAAAAACAGGAAGAGACAGAGAAACAGGAGAUGAGCACCUCUGUGUCCGGUGGCGGCGGGUUGAAGUGGCAGGUAGGAUGAGGGUAAAAAGCCCGAAGUCUUGACCCUGGAGUCCAAAAUAACAUGAAGUAUUGCCGCAAGAUGACUUGAAAGAUGUCCGAACUGCUGUCCAUUGUUCAGCUUUUUUUUUUUCUUUUUUGCUUAUUUUGUUGUAAUGUAAAAACAGCUACAGUUGUUCAUCUUUGUGCAGAACAAUCUGAAGUGCAUACAGACAGAACAGCAGGAUUAACCCAUUUUGUUGCCAAGUUACACAAACCUGUUUGGACCUUUAGACAAGGAUAGUAAACAGUAAUGUGCAAACAAGUAUAUACUGCAUUAGUUUUAUCGGACAGUUGAUUAGACAAAGUCUUAAAGUGACUUACACUACAUAACAUUAAUAUAAUAGUAAAGUUAAGUUGUAUCUCUGGUGACUGUUGUCAUAUCAAGACGAGCUGUUGUUAGCACACUAGUAACUUAAGCUUCAUUACUGCACUUUUCUUGUUGGUUUCCACAGUCAAGAAUUAAUAUUCACUGUAUAUCCGUCAAUGGCCACAUUACUUUUUGUAUGACUUCUUUAAAAACCCAUUAUGCAAAAUGACACAUUUCACAAGUUGAACACAGUUAAUGUUUACGAAGAAAUUUAAGUGUGCUUAUCGUAGUAUUAGUGUACAGUAAUAAACAUCCAGUUACCACCUAUUUCACCUUGUUCAGGGCUCUAUUUGUUGGAAACACAAAGGCUAGUGCAAACAGUGCUACAGUGCUUCAUUUUCACCUGUUUCUGGGGCCUUGUCUUGUGCAUCUCACACAGGAGUCCCUUGUUGACAUUGUGCUGAGAAUAUAUGUUUGAUAACUGGGUGGGCACAGUGUUGUUUAGUUGCUAAUUUGGUGAUUCAUUCAGUAAGCACAAACUACAGGCUAAUGCAGCAGCUACAAGAUAAUGCAAAAUAAUGUAAAACAACACAUUCUUCAGUCAGUAAAAGUCAAAAUUAGUAAAUGCACCUUUAAUGACCACCGCACAUGACCUAUUACACUUUGCACUGACCUUUGACAUUGCUCCUUUAAUAGAGCCUUUUUUGUUUUUUCUCUGCACAAUUUAAGUUUGUUGUAUUGAAUUCUAAUGUAUGCAAAACACUAAUGUAUUGCCUGCUUAAUUUAAAUGAGAUAUGAAAUGCGUUUAAGACUUGCCAUAUGACAAACAGAAGCUUUUGUUAGAGAUCUAUUUGCACAGGGUUUGUCAACAUUUGGUAAACAGCGAAAAGGCUUGCUUACAUUCUAUGUUGGGAGAGCUUCAUGUCAACCACAAUGGAAAUGUGAAGAAACUGAAGGAAAGAAUAAGUGAAGUGUGUAUGUUGUGAGAUCUAUACUUUGACUUGCUUAAUUGAGUGCAUUUCUUAUAGCCUUCACUUGAUCCUUAAAUGCUUCCGGUGCUCUCGCCGUUUUGUAGAACAGGAAAGCCAAUGUUAUUUGCUACAAUAAAUCACGUUUCUGCUA
Messenger RNA from Lates calcarifer (barramundi perch), 2157 nucleotides. It is a transcript of the gene svip, whose product is annotated as small VCP interacting protein. Gene Ontology annotation, cellular component: endoplasmic reticulum membrane. The transcript has 4 exons. Bases 466 to 708 code for a protein of 80 amino acids. Gene Ontology annotation, biological process: negative regulation of retrograde protein transport, ER to cytosol; negative regulation of VCP-NPL4-UFD1 AAA ATPase complex assembly; positive regulation of autophagy. Lineage: Eukaryota; Metazoa; Chordata; Actinopteri; Centropomidae. The record is from RefSeq and is a predicted model, not a curated record.